Heteronotia binoei (common prickly gecko) is the source of this 3290-nucleotide messenger RNA. RefSeq names its product actin-related protein 2-like. Gene Ontology annotation, biological process: Arp2/3 complex-mediated actin nucleation. The transcript has 9 exons. Lineage: Eukaryota; Metazoa; Chordata; Lepidosauria; Squamata; Gekkonidae. Bases 148 to 1332 code for a protein of 394 amino acids. Gene Ontology annotation, cellular component: actin cortical patch; Arp2/3 protein complex. The record is from RefSeq and is a predicted model, not a curated record. Gene Ontology annotation, molecular function: actin filament binding.
GGGGCUUGGCUCCCUCCCAGCUCCGGCGCCUGCUCGCAGCACCAGCCCAGCCCCAAGGCCGGGCGGCGGCGCUUCCUGCCGGGCCAGCACUAGAGGGAAGCUGCGAACCCGCGACCCGGCGGCGGAGGCGGCGGCAGUAGCACCACCAUGGACAGCCAAGGCCGCCGCGUGGUGGUGUGCGACAACGGCACCGGGUUUGUUAAAUGUGGCUAUGCUGGCUCGAACUUCCCCGAACAUAUUUUCCCAGCCCUGGUGGGACGUCCCAUCAUCCGUUCCACUGCCAAAGUUGGGAACAUUGAGAUCAAGGACCUGAUGGUGGGUGAUGAGGCCAGUGAGCUGCGCUCCAUGUUGGAGGUGAACUAUCCUAUGGAGAAUGGGAUUGUGCGCAACUGGGAUGACAUGAAGUAUUUGUGGGACUACACCUUUGGUCCGGAGAAACUCAAUGUUGACCCCCGCAACUGCAAGAUCCUCCUCACGGAGCCUCCCAUGAACCCUAUCAAGAACCGGGAGAAGAUCAUUGAGGUGAUGUUUGAGACCUAUCAAUUUGAGGGUGUUUAUAUAGCAAUCCAAGCAGUGUUGACACUCUAUGCUCAGGGUCUCCUCACCGGUGUGGUGGUGGACUCCGGGGAUGGCGUGACACACAUCUGCCCUGUUUAUGAGGGCUUCUCCUUGCCCCAUCUCACCCGUCGGCUGGACAUUGCAGGGCGUGACAUCACACGCUACCUCAUCAAGCUCUUGCUAUUGCGUGGUUAUGCCUUCAACCACUCAGCUGACUUUGAGACAGUGCGCAUGAUGAAGGAGAAGCUCUGUUAUGUUGGCUACAACAUUGACCAGGAACAGAAGCUGGCACAAGAGACCACAGUGCUUGUGGAAUCCUAUACGCUCCCAGAUGGGCGAGUGAUUAAAGUCGGGGGAGAGCGUUUUGAGGCCCCGGAGGCCCUGUUCCAGCCCCACCUCAUCAACGUGGAGGGUGUGGGCGUGGCUGAACUCCUCUUCAACACCAUCCAGGCAGCUGACAUCGACACCCGACCCGAGUUCUACAAACACAUCGUGCUUUCCGGCGGCUCCACCAUGUAUCCUGGGCUGCCGUCUCGGCUGGAGCGUGAGAUCAAGCAGCUGUAUCUGGAGCGGGUGCUGAAGGGUGACGUGGAAAAGCUGUCGAAAUUCAAGAUUCGCAUUGAGGAUCCACCCCGGAGGAAGCACAUGGUGUUCUUAGGAGGGGCAGUGCUUGCCGACAUCAUGAAAGACAAAGACAACUUCUGGCUGCGACGGGAUGAGUACUUGGAGAAAGGAACCCGUAUCUUAGAGAAACUGGGGGUGACGGUGCGAUAGGAACUCCCCCCGCCCCCCGUCUCCAUGCCUUGCCACCCCCCCCCCCCCAAUCUUCAGUUCCUUCUUUUCUGUUGAGCAAUCCAUUGCCGACUCUGGCAGGGGGUGUGUAUGUGAACUGGGGCACUGAGGCUUGGGGUCAGCAGAAGAACUCCUAAAACAAGCUUCCAGUUUUCUAAGCAUAAGCGGUUAUUUUAUCCCCUCCUCCCUGUUCCCUCUUUGUUUCCCCCCGCUCAAGCUGCUCACUCUUAUGGACAUGUGUUAGCAAUCUCAUCACAUCCAUCAGAUAGGAAAAAAGACUGCCCCCCCCUCCAAUCAGAGGGGCUUAAGGGCUCCACACUGGCCCCAUGUGGGUCAAAGUUCAUCUUCCAGGAAGUUCCAUGUGACACACAUUCCGUGGAAUGCAGGCUGUUAACCCAGGCUCAGGGAAAUCCAUCUGUACCUAGCAUCCUUCCUUCCACUGAGCGAAUGGGGAGCAAGUUUCUAGACCUCGUGGCUGAGAGCAAAAUGCUUAAGCACAGCUAACAGCUCAGGGAUCUGGGAGGCAGGGCUGAAACUCAGGCCUGGUCCUUCUUCACGAUAUCAACUCACGUCCUUCUUCCCUUUUGGUUCUUUCAAGUUCUGUAAGAAUGGCAGUCUUGGCUUAUCUUCCCGCCACCAUGCAAGCAAGUAAUUACAAAUCUUGCUUGCAGAUUUAGGGAUUGGCUGCCUCUGCUAAGAACAGGGGUGGGUGGAUUAGGUACAAAACAAGCCCCUUAAUGUUAGGGGGAGGAAGUGACUGUUGGACCUCCCCAUGGGGAGGGGAGCAUUGCUCUUGCUCACCUAGGUAUAUGUGUUUGGGGGGCGGGGGUUCAGCCAUAGGCACAGGAUUGAGUUUUAGCCUUCCAUGGCAGCAGAGAAUACCAGGCACCUUUAGAAAACCGAAAGGAAAGGAACAACCUAAGCCUCUAUUUCCACAAGUGGAGCUAUCAUAAACAGGACCAAAAGCCAGCUUGGUGUAGUGGUUAAGAGUGGUGGACUCUAAUCUGGGAGAACCGGGUUUGAUUCCCCACUUCUCUACAUGCAGCCAUCUGGGUGAUCUUGGGCCAGUCACAGUUCUCGGAAGAGCUCUCUCAGCUUUACCUACCUCACAGGGUGUCUCUUGUGGGGAGAGGAAGGCAAUUGUAAGCCACUUGGAGACCCCUUCGUGAAAAGCAGGGUAUAAAAACAACAAAAAGCAAGGUGCAAAGCCAAAAUGUGGAGGUUCCUCCAUUUUGAGAAGGCAGCCAACAUCCUCAACCCACCCAUCCCUCCUCUGCUAAAAACGGCUUUCCAGGAAGUAGGGUUACUACCCAUUUUGUUGGCUGGGCUCCCAUAUCUGUAAUGGCUGCAUGACAGGCAUAGACCCAACUGCAAAACAUUCCAAACCACAUCUGUUUAGAAAAGCUGCCCCAGAUAAAGACAUAGGAGCCCUUUGGAAAGAAAAGGGGGUAACCAUCCUUUUCCCAUCCCCUGCAGAAACCUUUGUCAACAUUCCUGCUGUACCUUUCUUGUGCUCCACUCCCCAAUGCUCCCACUUCCCCAACGGUCUGUUUCUUACAAGGGGAAGAGAAGGCAAAAGAAAAAAAGACAGCAUGGGUUGAGAGGACCACUUGCUGCCCCUGUGCUGAGUUAGAAAGCAGAACCCAUACCCCAUCCCAGUUGGCCAAAAGUUGGGGGAUCCCUGCAGUAAUUGUCUAUGCUACCUCCCCCCCCCCCCCGCUAGCCAUAAACCUCUACUGUCUUCUACAAUAGGACUCCUGUUCCCCUGGUGGGGACUAUGAUUGUGCCUCCGCUUCUCAUUUUUUAAUGGGGCAGAUUAAUAUGGGCAUUUUGCACCAAGUUUGUUCUUUGUAUCCACUGCAGGGGGAGGAAUAUCGCUCCCUUCCCCUUAAUUGUUCUUUAAAAAUCCUGAUUUUUAAAGGUUGAUUUUGCUUUCCAAA